UGCGGUGACCACGUGACGCACGGAAUCGCUCCGCCGCGGCUUGUUCCUCGGUAGUGUUCGAGUCGUGCCGGAUCGUGCCGUGCCGAGAGGAGUGUGUGGAGAGGCUUCGCAUCGCAUGUGACCAUGUCUUUGGAAAUUGAGUCGGCCGACGUGGUCAGGCUGAUCAUGCAGUACCUGAAGGAAAACAACCUGCACCGCACGCUGGCCACGCUGCAGGAGGAGACCACGGUGUCCCUCAACACGGUGGACAGCAUCGAGAGCUUCGUGGCCGACAUCAACAGUGGACACUGGGACACAGUUCUACAGGCCAUCCAGUCCCUCAAGCUCCCAGACAAGACCCUCAUCGACCUGUACGAGCAGGUAGUGCUGGAGCUGAUCGAGCUGCGUGAACUGGGGGCGGCGCGCUCCCUCCUCCGUCAGACGGACCCCAUGAUCAUGCUGAAACAGACCCAGCCUGAGCGGUACAUCCACCUGGAGAACCUUCUGGCGCGUUCCUACUUUGACCCCCGCGAGGCUUACCCAGAUGGCAGCAGCAAGGAGAAACGGAGGGCAGCCAUUGCACAGGCCCUGGCAGGGGAGGUCAGCGUGGUGCCUCCCUCCCGUCUCAUGGCCCUGCUUGGACAGGCCCUGAAGUGGCAGCAGCACCAGGGUCUCUUACCCCCAGGAAUGACAAUUGACUUGUUCAGGGGCAAGGCUGCCGUGAAGGAUGUGGAGGAGGAGCGCUUCCCCACGCAGCUCAGUCGUCACAUUAAGUUUGGGCAGAAGUCCCAUGUGGAAUGUGCCCGUUUCUCCCCCGAUGGUCAGUACCUGGUUACAGGAUCUGUGGACGGUUUCAUCGAGGUGUGGAACUUCACUACUGGCAAAAUCCGAAAGGAUCUGAAGUACCAGGCACAGGACAACUUCAUGAUGAUGGAUGAUGCUGUGCUGUGCAUGGGCUUCAGCCGGGACACUGAAAUGCUGGCCACAGGGGCGCAGGACGGCAAGAUUAAGGUUUGGAAGAUCCAGAGCGGCCAGUGCCUGCGCAGGUUUGAGCGUGCCCACAGCAAGGGGGUCACCUGCAUCAGCUUCGCCAAGGACAGCAGCCAGCUGCUGAGCGCCUCUUUCGAUCAGACCAUUAGAAUCCAUGGGCUUAAAUCUGGCAAGACGCUGAAGGAGUUCCGUGGCCACUCGUCAUUUGUGAACGAAGCCACUUUCACGCAGGACGGACACUACAUCAUCAGUGCCUCCUCAGAUGGCACAGUCAAGAUUUGGAAUGUGAAAACGACUGAAUGCAGCAACACGUUCAAGUCGCUGGGGACAGCAGCUGGCGUUGACAUCACUGUAAACAACGUGAUCCUACUGCCCAAAAACCCUGAGCACUUUGUGGUGUGUAACCGAUCGAACACCGUGGUCAUCAUGAACAUGCAAGGCCAGAUUGUGAGGAGCUUCAGCUCUGGUAAGAGAGAGGGUGGAGACUUUGUGUGCUGCACCCUGUCUCCUCGAGGAGAGUGGAUCUACUGUGUGGGGGAGGACUUUGUGCUGUACUGCUUCAGCACUGUCACCGGCAAGCUGGAAAGAACACUUACGGUUCAUGAGAAGGAUGUGAUCGGCAUCGCCCACCACCCCCAUCAGAACUUGAUCGCUACCUACAGUGAGGAUGGCCUCCUCAAGCUGUGGAAACCUUAAGCCUGUGGCACAAAGACUUUUCUUGGAUGUGCUAUUGAGCUGGGGGAGCAUGAUCCUGUUUUUUGCCUUUGUGUAUUUUUAUCCAUUUUAAUCUUCUGUUGCAGUUUGGGAUUUGGAUGGGGAGACUGUUUUGCUUAAAGUGGGCCAAUGUCCUUGUCUCCAUGUUUGUCACAAGUGCAUGAUUGUUUUGUGAAGAGAAACUCAAAGGGCUGUACAACAGUCUCUGUGGCUGUUUGUUGUGUUCUGCUGCAUCCCUUACAUUUGUUUUUCUGCCAUCCUUUUCAGGCAUGGUGUCUGUAAUUGGUGUCUUAGUUGUGAACAAGCAUGACUUCAUUAUUAAAUGUGUAUUAAUUUGAUGUGUGUUGUCUCUGUAUUCCUAAAUCACCUUCCCUUAUAGCCAGUGAAUUGUUCCUAUUGAUGUUUGUGUUUUGAAAUGUGCAGUCUUUGUGUAGCCAAAAUGUUGUAUGAAACAUUGUGGAUGCAGCUUAAACUCUUCAGUUGUGUGAAGUGCAUGAUUUAGUUGUGGUUUGGGAUCAGUUUACCUCUUCCAGUGGAGGCAUCAACUGUACAUACAUUCAGGAAUGUUUGUAAAAUAUGCAGAGGCAAACUUGCAAUUAUUUUGUGAUACUCUGUAUACAAGUGGCUGCAUUCUGUGUGGAGUAUCUUAUGUAGGAAGCAGUUAACUGUUCUGUAACUUUGUGUUCUUUUGCUAUUUGUAUCUUGAAGUUCUGCACUAAAAGGCCACUGCAGCAUGCAAGCAUCCUUAGUGUGAUGCUUUAUGAUUCUUCUGGAACAUGUAGAAGUUGAUACCUUGUCAUUCCAUCUUAAAGGAGUAAUCUUUUUCAACCUAGAGAUUAUGGGGUUGUGACUGUGGUAUGAAGAAAAGCUGUGGUCCCAGGGCACCCUGUCUGGCUCUUAUUUCUUAUCCUUUGUAGUUGGCUCAGUUACUGGAAUGGUUAGUUGCAAAAACAAGUUGAAGUGAAAAACUCACUUCAAACAUUAAGAGCUGAUGUGGUAUUCAGUUUAACUGAAAGGGUAAAGAGGCAUAUGUGUUACAUUGUAAACCUCCACUGCUACUUAACUGCAGUGGGUGAAUUGUCAAAUUAGAACAGACCCAGGGGUCCCCUGCACCAGACAGAACCACUGUUUCAAGACAGGGCCACUGAUAAGUUGAAACAGUUGGAUUGACAAUGGUAUCUCUCACAGAUCCAACAGGCCUGCAUGCACUGAGCCUGCCUCUGGCUUGUAAAACACACUGCUUCUUUAUGUACAUCCCUAUAAUCCAGUAUUCUCUAGCAGGAAAUGCAAAUAGUUUGGGAAUUGGGUUUACUCCCCUCAAAGGCAGCUCCAAGGCUGGGUACAGAAUAUGAAAGUCUACCUCACCUUUGCAUUCCCUUAAUAGCUCAAUAAAAAAACCAUACCACAAAUGUGUUUUAAUCAUAGUGCACAGCAUGCAGUUAUACAAUGCCAGUAUCCUACCAUCCAUGAACAAGACAUUGCUUUAAUUAUAAAUAGGUACAAAUAAAAUGGUCCUAAUACAGAGCUACACAAAA
This is a messenger RNA of Scleropages formosus (Asian bonytongue), 3218 nucleotides long. Its product is annotated as WD40 repeat-containing protein SMU1. The transcript is spliced from 12 exons. Lineage: Eukaryota; Metazoa; Chordata; Actinopteri; Osteoglossiformes; Osteoglossidae. The coding region runs from base 124 to 1665 and encodes 513 amino acids. The record is from RefSeq and is a predicted model, not a curated record. Gene Ontology annotation, biological process: mRNA splicing, via spliceosome. Gene Ontology annotation, molecular function: protein binding.